UGGCAUUGAAGUUUCAAGUUGGCAGACAGUGCAGUGCGCCUCGACUGUCUGCGCUGCGUCUGCUGCACUUGUAUUGGGUUUCUUUUUUGGUUUUCUCGUCUAAUAAGUUUUUCUUGCAUGGGCUUCCCUUUAAACGUGCUCAUUCUCAGCCGUAGCACGCAUGUAAUAUUUCAUUGAUGGUUUUGUUUUUCUUCUUAUUCACAAUAGCAGCGGAUUGCAGCGACUCCGAGCAUUAUGGAAGUGUUUUCUUCUGCACUGUUUUGUGGUUAAAACAAUUAUUAUCCCAAUCGCGGGGCUUCUUGCUUUAUUGAGCGUACUAUGCGUAUGUAUCGAUUUAAACACUCAGUAGAGGCCCAUCUCCACAUGGAUUACUGAACGCUUUUGAUGGCUGGCAUCGUUCAUUUACACUGCAUACCCUGAACUACCUGUCUAUCGUCGUCUGUGUUCGAUGAACAGCAGUAGCAUUGGAGGUCUGCCUCGCAAUCCGACUGCUGUUAACUGUGAUAGAUCCCUGUGGGGAUCGACGUGCGCGUGGUUCUGGCAGAAUUCCUCGGUUUUGAGGCAAUUUAGCCAGUGCGCAUUACUUUCGCGAAAUGAUCAUUAGAAGUUGACCGUGGAAGUCCUGACUGGAUCUACACUGGGUGACGGAAUUUAUUCAUGGAAUUCCAGAGCACAGACGCAGUGGUCUCUCUGGAUUUUGUUAAUUGUUUUAUUGUUAUACGGAUAUCCGCGCACGACGGCAGAUAGACGGAUGAACCUUACACCGGGACGUCGCAUCACUUUACUGGCUACGAAGCGCGCUUCUACACAUUUUUAGUUUUUGAAUUUUAGCCACGCUUUAUGUUCGCUUAUUGGUCGGUUGGCUUUGGCUAUGGCAAAUAUCAAUAUUCCCCAUCAUAUGAAAGAUUCGCGAUGGCUUCAGUUAGAGGUUUGCCGCGAGGCACAGCGCAAUAAAUGCACGAGAAGCGACGAAGAAUGCAAAUUCGCUCACCCACCUCCUCAUGUUGAGAUCCAAAAUGGACGGGUGGUUGCGUGCUAUGAUUCUAUUAAGGGACGCUGUAAUCGUGAAAAUCCUCCUUGCAAAUACUACCAUCCACCGCAGCACCUGAAAGAUCAACUGCUUAUUAAUGGACGAAAUCAUUUAGCUAUGAAGAACAUUCUUGUACAGCAGAUGCAGAUGCAGUCCAUCGCCUUGCAACCCCAACUGCAAAUGCAGCCUCAGCUUUCCCUUAUGGCACCUUAUUAUAAUCCCGCCUUCUCCACCGGCGCCAACGCUUAUCUUGGUUCUACACCUGCAUUUUUAGCUUCGGCAUCCAGUCCGGGCCCGUCGGGAUCCAGUCAUUCCGACACGACAUCGGCGAGCACGUCCAUGUCCAAUUUGACCAGCUCACUGCUGCAGCAACAGAUGCAACAGCAGCAGCAACAACAGCAACAGCACUCCGGUAGUAAAAGUCGAAUGGACAGACUGGAAGUGUGUCGCGAGUUUUCGCGGGGUUCUUGCCGGCGAUCCGAGCAAGAAUGCAAAUAUGCUCAUCCGGCUGAGCAUGUGCAAGUUACUGAUAAUAUGGUUGUUGUAUGCAUGGACUCUCUGAAAGGGAAAUGCGGGCGGGACGCUUGUCGUUAUUUCCACCCACCGGCCCACCUCGUGCAGCAACUGAAAUCUCGCCAAUCUGUGAAUACACCGGCUACCGGUAACAGUAGCAGUGCUGUUGCCGCUAAUGCUGCUCUUGGCCUUAAUGUUUAUGCGCCCAGUGCUGCUAGCGUGGCUGCCGUACCAGUGCCCGUGGCUCUUCCAGCCGCCGUAUCCGUGCCGGUUAACGUGGCUGCUGCCGCUGCUCCCUCAAUGGGCAAUAAUUCAGAGUAUGAGCAGGCCUUUCAGGCGGCGAUGGCUGCGCAGGCUGUUUCCGCCUCACCGUUGUUGGCUGCCGCUGCUAUGCUCAAUCAGAAGCAGGCGAUGGCCGCUCUCAUGGCGGCGGCUACUCAGCAGGUCCAAGCGCAAAUGCAGGCCGCCGCUGCUGCUUCUCUGCCGUCUGUUUAUGCGCAUUCGUCCGCUGUCAACCAGGCUGCCACCGCUGCAGCUAUAACCCCGUCGUUGAAUGCCUUGGCCGCUGCUGGCUGGUCCGAUUUUGUCUCGCAAGGGCAAAAGGGCUUGAAAAGGAAAGCCUCCUAUGAGCAGGACAAUGAGCUGGUCUUUCAUGGCUUAGCAGCAUCUGUGAAAAGGCAGACAACCUCACCUCUCUCGGCCCCCUCUCUCGCUCUUUACCAACAACAGCAGCAUCAGCAGUCGUUACAAGCAGCAGCAGCAGCAAUGUAUGGUAUUGGUCCGCUACUCUCCAAUUUUCAACACAGUCUAUCCAUGCAGCAUUACACACCUCUACAUCACCCCUCUAUUCCUGGCGUUGGUCUGGGUGGUGUCAGUCCGGGCGGCGGUUCGGGAAUCGAAGGACAGCCAGAAUCCAGCCAGGACCAGGAAUCGCCUAAUGAGGAUCCCCCGUCUUCUUCAUGAAAGUACAGAUACCUGUCCAUGAUGCAUUGGAUUAUCCCUUAUUAUUCGUUGUGUAUUGUGAGCCCAUGCGUUUACGAAUUUUUCGGAAAAUGGAUAUAUUUUGUUCCAACUCUUAAUCUUCAAGACGAAAUUCUUCAUCAUUGUUCCUGGUGAUCUUCAAAACGGUGGCACACCGCUUUUUUCUCCAUUCCACAAAAGUUAUCUGGUCCUGCUAUGUAAAUCUAAGCCUUUAAUGGAUGUUUUGAAUCAAUCCCGGUCAAAAUGAGGUUCUGAUAUGGCAGAUUUAAAAACUGAGGCGAUAUUUUGGACCAUUAGAAUUUCGUCAGGAACAGUCCAUUCUCCCUUAUGGUGUCGCUUUUAUCUUCGAUGUAUGUUUUUUGUCCUUUUUACGUUGCCCAUUAAUUGUGGAUAAAACGGAAGUUUUAUUUUUCGUCACUUUGUAUGUAUUUUAGUUAUUUUAAAUGUAAAAUUUUUACUGUCUGCACUAGUUUAUUUGGUUUGUGCACGGGAUCAGGGGGAAGGGAAAAGAAGUGAUAGCGCGUCCGGUAAUUUUUCCUUGUUGGUUGUUUUGAUCCGGUUUGGCAUUUUGUUCUGUGGUAAUCCAUUCGGUGUUGGCUUAAAUGUUUUUAUCUUUUUGUUAUGGAGUGAAUUUUAACUGCCUAGUAGCAUAUGAUUUGGUACUGGAAGCGCCGAUUCGGAUGGAAACUUAAAGAUGGGAGUUCAAGGGUGCUUGGCAAAGAGGAGAAAGGAAGACAAGAGGGAGGAAUAAAAGUGCCGCUAGUUUUGAGAGUUUUUUGUAGAGAGUGUUUUAAUCGUGUACUGAUUAACUGUUGGUUAUUGUUAUUUGAAUUAUAGGUGUUUGUACACGUAGUAAAGUCUGGCAAAAACAA
This is a messenger RNA of Paramacrobiotus metropolitanus, 3396 nucleotides long. RefSeq names its product muscleblind-like protein 2a. Gene Ontology annotation, molecular function: metal ion binding. The coding region runs from base 872 to 2506 and encodes 544 amino acids. The transcript is spliced from 9 exons. The record is from RefSeq and is a predicted model, not a curated record. NCBI's taxonomy places the organism in Eukaryota, Metazoa, Tardigrada, Eutardigrada, Parachela, Macrobiotidae.